AGACAGUUACUUCACCACCUACACAAACUACAAUCCAACCUACAGUUCAUCCCAAAUCAACAACUGUAUCACAACUUACAACCCAACCUACAUUCUCAACAACUGCCCAGCCUGUAACUUCUUCACAACCUGAACAAAGUGCAAUCCAAACUUUAAUUACAGCUACAUCUCAACCCAACUCAGAAUUAACCCAACCUCAGAGUACAAAAAUAUCUGGAAUGCAGUCUAAAAUUACAACUCAACCAUCGACAUUUACCACAACCAUCCAUGGUACCAAUGGAGUCCAGACCACAACUACAUCCCACCCAAUAUCAACUACAAUCCAGUCAAGAACAACAUCAAACCCUGGAAUAGCUACAACAGUCAAACAGCCAACAAUUACAACCCAGCAGAUUACAACAGCUACAACUGAGACUACAACAACUCAGCCGACAACAACAAUACAACUGACAACAAAUUUACCCCAACCUACCAGUACAAUCCAAGCAACAUUUGUAUCUGCAAGCAAAUCUACAACUACAACCCAGCCUACAACUCCUACAAUCCCACCCACUGCAAUUACAACUCAGUCUACAGCUGGAACUACAUACCAACAACUACAUACCAAACCAACUUUUACAAACCAAAUAACUACACAACAACUUUCAAUCGGAACAACCCAGCUUACAUCUGCUGCAACCCAACCUACGACAAAUGUGAUCCAGCCUUCAACCUCAACUGUAACCCCUGCUCCAACUGUAGCCCUCCCUACGCUUACAACUACAGCACAGUCUAUAGCUACAUCCCCAUCGAGAGCUACUACAAUCCAAUCUACAAUAUUAGCCACUACCCCACCUACAAUGACUGCAACCCAGCCUACAUCUUUAACUAUAUCUGCACCUACAACCCAACCAAAAACCAAUGCAGCCCACUCUAUAUCUACAACUGCUACCCCAACUACAACACCAAACCAACUUGCUGUCACAACUACAACCACAUCUCAACCUGAAACAACACCUUUACCACUCACAACUAUAGUGGCAGUCAGAUUUUCCAGUUCAGAAACAUUUGAUUCUUUAUUGUCUGACAAAAGUUCAGAUCUCUAUAAAAAACGAGAACAAACAGUCAAAAAGGAGUUUGAACCAAUCUUUAAAAAAGCAUUCCUGUCUUUCAUCAGAUUGACAGUGCUUGGUUUCAGUUCUGGAUCAGUCAUCACGACUAUGGAUCUGGAAUUCAAGAAAGACAGUCUUUUACCGAAUGACAAUGAGAUCAUAAGAACUAUCACCAAUGCCAAUACUACGUUUAAUAUCACCAGCGCACAAGUCAUGCCAAAAGCUGACCUUUCCACUACCACCAAACAUACCACAACCAUGACCAAGCCCACUACAUUAAAGCCAACCACCAAACGUCAAGCAACAACAGUGACAACAAAAAUACCAAAAACAACAGCCACAACCACUACCACCACGCCAGCAACAACAACAACAGCAACAACAACAACAACAACCACCACCACCACCACCACCACCACCACCACCACAACAGCAACAACAACAACAACAACAGCAGCAGCAGUUCCAACAAGCCCUCCACCAGUUGUAUUCAUAGAGUUGGUCAUUUUAGUAAUAUAUUCCACAGCACUUGAAGACACACAGAGCGUGCCAUUUAAGAACCUAGCAGAAAAAGUUCAAAAUGAGUGUGACAAAGUAUACAAACUGAAGUAUGGAAAUCUUUUCAUCAGAACGAUUGUGAUUGCAUUCAGACGUGUUAGCAAAACCCGAGCAGAAGAAAACGUACAGGCAGAGCUUGAAUUAGUGUUUAGCCAAACGUCCACUGAACCGAUCCCCAGCAACACUGACAUUGUGGAGACUCUGAAAGAAGCAGCUGCAACUCCGACUUCAGGCUUCAACCUCAGCAUUGAUGUCACCUCUAUUGCUGUCAUCAAAUCAUUGCAAAUAAUUCCACUGACAAUCCUCACCAAUGGAACCUUUGUGGCUGCUCUUUCCAAUAAAAGUUCUGCUGAAUUUCAGAUCAGGGCUUCGAUGAUCAAAACAGGGCUUGAACCUUUCUUCUUUGCUGACUACCCUACAUCUUUCAGCAUCUUAUCCUUAAAGAACAUCAGCGAAGCCAGCGUAAAAUCAAGGAGUGUGCCCACGCUCCAAAACACCAUGGAUCUUGCAUUUGGAGCAGACACCGUUCUACCCAAUAGCACCCAGAUAGUGAACACUAUAGUUCGAGCAGCCAGAAACAACACGUUGCCCUUCCAGAUCUUCACUUCUUCAAUUGUGGUAAAUGGGACAGCAUAUUCAUCAGGCGAAGUCAGCAGCAGGAUCAGUGUGUUGACCGCUUCAGUCCUGGUUGCUGUGUCCCUUCUGGUUCCACGGUUUAACUUACUAUAACCAGUAUAACUGAUUCAGACAGGUCUGAAUCUUGCCUUCCACGUCGGCUCAAAUGAAGGACUCGCACAUUUAAACGAGACCCUGAAAUGCAACCAAUUUCAGCUCUGGUACCUUCAGAACAGGCUAAAUCAUCUCUAGUCAUACAAGCACUUUCAGUAAUUUGUUAUUUUUUCUGUAAAAUAGACUCAAAAAUAGUUAAAUCAUAUUGUCAUUGGUUUCUUUUCUGAUGAAUGUAAUCUGCGAAUCAAGGGGCAGUUCUUUAAAGUCAUUCAUUUAUUGUUUGUUAAUUCUGUAUGUGCUGACAUUGGAUCAGUAAAACACUUUACAAUCUACACAAGUAUAGUAGGUUGUAAGCUAUGUCAGCCUCAUUUUCAGCUAAAUGCUACUGUAAUAUAUAUAUAUGUAAUAUAUAUAUAUAACCAUUUCUGUCAUAUUUAAAGAUAAACUCUGGUAAAACUCGUUACAUUUAUUUAUUGAUCUAUAAAAUUCAAAUUGUAUUGAUUUAUUUAUUUUUUGGCUUCUCCAUUUCUGUUUUGUUUUCUCAGCCGUCUUAUCUAUCAUCAGAUUCUACUGUAUAUCUCCUCCCACAUCACGUCUGUCCAGUUCUUUGUUGAUUCAUUGAAUUUUUAAAAUAUUGAAAACACAGACUUAAGUAAACGGCUC
Molecule: messenger RNA, 3041 nt
Organism: Labeo rohita (rohu)
Lineage: Eukaryota; Metazoa; Chordata; Actinopteri; Cypriniformes; Cyprinidae
Exons: 10
Coding region: 219-2378 (719 amino acids)
Source: RefSeq, a predicted model, not a curated record